AAUUGGGGGUCAGGCUCUCAAAUCGUCCGGGGCUUGGAUAAUUGCAUAUUCCUGACUUUCUUGAUUGUUAUUCCGCCAAUCACUCUUCGUGCUCACGGCGGCACGAUGACACAGCUUGUGGCUGAAGCCUGAAGGGAGGUGGGAGGUGUGUCGGGAGCCCAACCCAGUUGAAAAUGCUGCCGCACCCGACGGUCUUCUCCGCUUUCCCACGCUCGUCGACGAAGAAAUGGUCGUCACCCCACGCCUUACAAAUCCUGCGAAGCGCUGUCAACAUUAUCCAUGAACCUGUUGUUACCUCCCUUGGUGUCGUGCCGUCCUUCGCGUCUAGCCCAGCAGGUCGCAGGUUCGCCUGAGAUGACCGAGGUUGAGAAAGCCAUCUCCAUUCUGCGUGGUGCGAUGGUGCCGAUGUCCUCGCCUCUUGCGCAGUCUCAAAACGCUUGGAAUGGGUUCGGCGGAUGUCUUCGACCAGGAGGUGAAAGCCCUGAAGAAGCAGAGCAUGACACCACAUGAUCAUCUCAUCUCGCUUCUUGCGUCCUACAGCUACCGCGAGAGGCACUAUCUGAUAUUUCCGUGGGCGGAAGCUGAUCUCUAUCGGUACUGGAAAGACAUGAAUCCCGUUCCGAGUCUGGAACUAGGAUCGUCGUACACGCCAUGGGUGAUGAGGCAAUGCCUGGGGCUUGCUCGCGGCUUGGCAGAGCUUCAUGAAGCUCGCGUCGGAGACGACAAUCACGCAAACUCUGGGGACGAGCAUCUCUUAUAUGGCAGGCAUGGCGACAUCAAACCAGAGAAUAUCCUAGUCAGAUCGGGCGGACCCGUGGUAAACAUUGGUUACACGAACACAUACGCCCCACCGGAAGUCUUACUGCAAAGGUCGAUCAUCCAAGCCUUCGACAUCUGGUCUCUAGGUUGUGCUUACCUUGAGUUUGUCACCUGGUUACUCUACGGGUGGCAAGGUGUUGAAAAGUUCAGCCAGCGACGGGCGAGGGAGGACGAUCUGACGCCGGGUCAUUUUGCUACGGAUGCCUUCUACCAGACAACCAUAGCCGACGAGACGGAGUUGACUACGCUGAAACAAGCCAUUCUGGAGACAAUACAAUUGUUGCGGGCUCACACAAAAGUGUCGGAAGCGAUUCAGGAGAUCCUGAACAUGAUACAAGAUGACAUGCUACGCAUCGAGCAUACGGAGCGGAUUAACACCCCUGCCUUGGUCCAGAAAUUGCAGGAAAUCGUAACACUGUGCCAGAGAAGCAACGAUUAUGCCACGACGCCGGUUCCUCGAGCAGCAAAGACUGAAGCACCGACGCAAUAUGCGUUGAGCAAGGCAUUCAAGGAAGGACAACCUGAUUUAGCACCGGAGCCCCAGGCGACACCGCAUUCGGGUCGGCAAUUCAGCAGAAUCCGUGUGUAUAGUGCGAGGAGGAAAAGCGCGCUUCGGAGAUCAGUGUCUACCAGGAUGUCGAUUGUGGAGCAAUUGGCGCAUAUUGGAGGUUAUCACGCAUGA
Molecule: messenger RNA, 1501 nt
Organism: Chaetomium strumarium
Lineage: Eukaryota; Fungi; Ascomycota; Sordariomycetes; Sordariales; Chaetomiaceae
Product: kinase-like domain-containing protein
Exons: 3
Coding region: 443-1501 (352 amino acids)
Biological process (GO): peptidyl-serine phosphorylation; peptidyl-threonine phosphorylation
Molecular function (GO): ATP binding; protein serine/threonine kinase activity
Source: RefSeq, a predicted model, not a curated record